Messenger RNA from Andrographis paniculata, 3002 nucleotides. Its product is annotated as G-type lectin S-receptor-like serine/threonine-protein kinase At5g24080. The record is from RefSeq and is a predicted model, not a curated record. Gene Ontology annotation, molecular function: protein serine/threonine kinase activity; ATP binding. The coding region runs from base 298 to 2850 and encodes 850 amino acids. The transcript is spliced from 2 exons. Lineage: Eukaryota; Viridiplantae; Streptophyta; Magnoliopsida; Lamiales; Acanthaceae. Gene Ontology annotation, biological process: recognition of pollen; protein phosphorylation.
CACUCACAAUCACCAAGUGUGAAAAUUCAUUCAGAAAACUCAUCCAUGGAAGAAAAAACCCUAAAUCAGAUGACACGUGUCAGCCCCUCAGUCAUCGUCUCCAGCCGACCACAGCCAUUUCCAUCCUUUUUUUUCAAGGUGCAGCUCACCAACCACUGCCCACGUGUCCUCCCCCUUCUCUCUCAUAAAUAACGCAACUACUCGCAAGCCAACCCUUUGUCCGAAUUCCACCACUAUUUAUUCAAUUUUCAAUUUUUUUAAAAAAAAUUUAUUAUUAUUUCUGCUAAUUUCAAUUCAAUGUUCCGAUUAUAUCCCUUCGCGGUUUUCUUCCUUACGCUAUUCGGGUCCAUCUCGGCGGGUCGGGUCGACCCCGGCUCGAGAUUGAUCGCCGGCGAGAACCGAGCUUGGGUUUCCGACAACGGUACGUUCGCAUUUGGGUUUUUGCCGGCGGCGAAUUCGAACAACGAUCGAUUUCAGUUAGGGAUUUGGUUCGCGAAUCUUCCUGGGGAUCGAAUCCUUGUCUGGUCGGCUAAUCUAAAUUCUCCAGUCACCAAAGGCGCCACGCUGGAAUUCACCGGCCGCCUCGAGCUCCGCGACGGCGGCGGCGGCGCCGUCUGGACGUCGAACGCCACCACUCCCCCGGCGGAGGCGGCGGUCAUGUCGGAGAACGGCAACCUCAUCCUGUACGGACCCGAACAAAGUAUUACGUGGCAGAGUUUUUCCCACCCGUCGGACACGCUCCUCCCCGGCCAACCUUUGACGGCGGCGCUACAGCUCCGGUCGGCGAAAUCGCCGCCGGAGGAAGGAUACUACACGCUGAAAAUGCUGCAGCAGCCGACCUCGCUCAGCCUGGCGCUGACCUACAACUUGCCGGAGGUCGCCGGAGCGCCGCCGCCGGAAAUCGAGCCGGCGGCAAACCUGUCGUAUUGGACGGGACCCGACAUAUCGAACGUGACUGGAGACGUCGUCGCCGUUCUCGGCGAAGGCGGCAGCUUCGGGAUUGUGUAUGGCUCUGCCGCCGACGGUGCGGUGUACGUCUACAAGAAUGUCGGCGACCGGGGAGGGCUAUCGGCGGCCAUAAAUACGAAAGGCCGUCCUGCCGUUCUCCGGCGACUAAUACUCGAAGCUAACGGAAACCUCCGGUUGUACCGGUGGGACAACGACGUCAACGGGUCCCGCCAGUGGGUCGCCGAGUGGGCUGCAGUGUCGAAGCCGUGCGACAUCGCUGGAAUUUGCGGCAACGGGAUAUGCAACCUCGACCGGAGCAAGACGAAUGCAUCUUGCACGUGCCUUCCGGGGACAUCGAAACACGGCGAUGAUGACAGUCAUUGCUCGGGGAAUUCGACGGUGAUCGGAAAAUGUGGGCCCCGCCGCGAGAACUUAGCGUCGGAUUUAACGAUCUCCGCCGUCCAACAAACGAGCUACUAUUUCUCCGGCUCCGCCGUCAUCGCGAACUAUAGCGACAUAUCGGGAGUGUCGAAAUGCGGCGACGCGUGCUUGUCUGAUUGCGAAUGCGUCGCCUCCGUUUACGGGUUGAGCGAGGAGAAGCCGUAUUGUUGGGUUUUGCGGCGACUCGAAUUUGGCGGGUACGAGGAUACGGGCUCGACUCUAUUCAUUAAGGUCGAGUCCGACAACGAUGGCGACAACGGAUUAGACGGUAAAACAGGGAAGGUUUUGGUGCUUCCGAUAGUCCUAAGUAUGACGGUUUUAAUAGCGUUGCUCGUGUGCUUGUUGUAUAUGAACGUCCAUCGUAAACGAGCCUUAAAGAAGGCUCUAGAAACUUCCGGAAUCAUCUCCGGCGGGCCAAUGAAGUUCACCUACCGCGAUCUACAAAACCGUACGCGAAACUUCUCCGAGCUACUUGGGAUCGGCGGGUUUGGAAGCGUAUAUAAAGGAAAUUCAUCCGACGGGUCACUGAUCGCUGUGAAAAAGCUCGACCGGGUUUUACCACACGGCGAGAAGGAAUUCGUCACCGAAGUGAACACGAUUAGCUCGAUGCACCACAUGAACUUAGUCCGACUAUGCGGGUAUUGCUCCGAGGGCUCGUCCCGGCUUCUCGUCUACGAGUACAUGAAAAACGGGUCGUUAGACAAGUGGAUAUUCCCGUCGGGCGGUCGAGACGCGCCCGACAGGCUACUCGACUGGCCGACGCGAUUCUACAUUGCGAUCGGCACGGCUCGAGGGAUCGCGUAUUUCCACGAGCAAUGCCGGGACAGGAUCAUACACUGUGAUAUCAAGCCGGAAAACAUACUGCUCGACGAGAAUUUCUGCCCGAAAGUGUCAGACUUUGGGUUAGCGAAGCUGAUGGGUCGGGAGGCGUCACGCGUCGUGACAAUGGUCCGCGGGACGCGCGGAUACCUCGCGCCGGAGUGGGUUAGCAACCGGCCGAUCACGGUGAAGGCCGACGUCUAUAGCUACGGAAUGCUGCUGUUGGAGAUCAUCGGCGGGCGGAGAAAUCUCGACAUGUCGUACGACGCCGACGAUUUUUUCUACCCGGGUUGGGCGUUUAAGGAAUUGAGCGGCAGCGCAGCGGUGAAGGCGGCGGACCGGCGGCUCGAGGGGGCGGUGGUGGUGGAGGAGGUGGAGAGGGCUUUGAAAACGGCGUUUUGGUGUAUUCAAGACGAGAUUGCGGUGCGGCCGACGAUGGGGGAGGUGGUGAAGAUGCUGGAGGGGGCGGCGGCGGUGAGAAUGCCGCCGAUGCCGCAGGCGGUGGUGGAGCUGGUGGAGGAAGGGUUGGAUCAUGUGUACCGAGCUAUGAAGAGGGAGUUGAAUCCGUUAAGUUCUUUUACCGUUACGACGCAGCCGUCGUCGAAUGCCACGUGUAGCUAUUCCACCAUGUCACCGAGGUGAGGUGACGUGGAUUUUUAAUUAAUUUUUUUAAAUGUGAUUUAUUGUUUUGUAGUUGGAAAAGGAAAUCCACGUGUCACUAAAGCCAUUGUAUUGUAAUGUCCAUGUUUUUUAGGACUCGAUUUCGUAGUGGUUGAGUGUAUAUUUUGGGUUGG